This is a messenger RNA of Musa acuminata subsp. malaccensis (wild Malaysian banana), 2641 nucleotides long. RefSeq names its product probable beta-1,4-xylosyltransferase IRX9H. Gene Ontology annotation, cellular component: Golgi membrane. Gene Ontology annotation, molecular function: galactosylgalactosylxylosylprotein 3-beta-glucuronosyltransferase activity; xylosyltransferase activity. The record is from RefSeq and is a predicted model, not a curated record. NCBI's taxonomy places the organism in Eukaryota, Viridiplantae, Streptophyta, Magnoliopsida, Zingiberales, Musaceae. Gene Ontology annotation, biological process: plant-type secondary cell wall biogenesis; glucuronoxylan biosynthetic process.
GGCGAAGCCUCGUUCCUCUGGUCGCGGCGUACCCCUAAUAGAGAAGUCUGGAUCAGUCAGGCGUACGGUGCCGGUUUCUGGAAGCAGAUCACAAGUCUUCGCACCAGCGCUCGGGGAGCGGCGGCGGCCGGUGAGAGCUUUGGUACCGAUGCCUUAGGGAUGCGCGUUGAAUCUGCUUCAGGUGAGACCCGCAUUUGAGGCGGAGAAAGCUAUAAGAAGCGAAAACCCGGUUCCGCCCCUCCAUCUCUUACUUGUAUUUCCUCCAACUUUGUGGCGUACGAGGGUGUUCCAGGCGAUUCACACUACCACUGCCGAGCUGUGAUGUAGCGACGGGGGAAACCCCGCACUCGUGGCCGCCGUUUGGGCGAUCCAGGUCGCCUCCUCCCCAAUCCAUCGUCCAUCUCCGUCUUCUUUCCUCCCCUUUCCCCUAUCUUAACCCACCAGAUCUAAGCCUUCCGUUUCAUCUCCCUCUUCCUCUUCUCGAUCCAAUUCAUCAAUUGCUUCCUUUCUUGAUGCGUCUGAGCCAUGGCGUCCUUCCGUCGAGCUCUCUCGGCGGCUAGCCACAUCCACAACGAUCGGUCCCUCCACAAUCACACCCUCCCUUCUUGCAUUUCCACCAGUCGCCAUCACCCCCACUCCUGCUGCUCUUUCUUUGCGGUUCGCCGGCUGUUCGAGGGCGUCUUCCUCCGGAAGCCCUUCCGUGGCAAGCCGCUGCCGCCGCAGCAGCACCAGCACCACCACAAUUCAUGGAAGAGGUACCUCUCCCGCUUGCUCCUCUUCUUCCUCCUCGGCUUCGUCUUCGGCCUCUACCCAUUCGCGGAGCUUGACGACUUCGUCUUGCGGCCCCACCACUUCUCCUUUGAUUCAUCGCCCUCCAUCAGCCGUAACGGUAGCCUUCCGCGCCGUGAUCUCGCGGCAGUCCUCCGGCCCGGCGACGCAGAGAUCGAGAUCGUGCGAUCUGAUGACGGCCACCGGUACUCGAACGACGAGCCCCUUCCGAACGUCCUACCGGAUCCAUCGCCGCCUAGGAAUAAGUUGCUGAUCGUCGUGACGCCCACGUACAACCGCGCCUCCCAGAGCUACUACCUUAGCCGCCUGGGCCAGACGCUGCGGCUGGUCCCGCCGCCCCUCCUCUGGAUUGUGGUGGAGAUGAACGCGGCCUCGAUGGAGACCGCAGAGAUUCUCAUGGGCACUGGCGUCGUGUACAGGCAUCUCGUCUGCAAGAAGAACUCGACCAAUAUCAAGGACAGAGGUGUCCACCAGCGGAACACCGCACUUGAGCACAUCGAGCGGCAUCGUCUGGAUGGGAUCGUGUACUUUGCGGACGACGAUAACAUCUACUCGCUCGAGCUGUUCGAGGAACUGAGGGAGAUCAGGAGAUUUGGUGUUUGGCCUGUUGCAAUGCUUUCUCAAAGCAAAAAUAAGGCAAUAUUGGAAGGCCCAGUGUGCAAUGGAAGUCAAGUAAUUGGAUGGCACACUAAUGAGAAAAGCAAGAGACUUAGGAGAUUUCAUGUUGAUAUGUCUGGAUUUGCAUUCAAUAGCACCAUACUCUGGGACUACAAAAGAUGGCAUCGUCCAAACUCAGAUGCCAUUAGGCAGCUAGACACGGUGAAAGAGGGUUUUCAGGAGACUACAUUUAUAGAGCAGAUAGUAGAGGAUGAAAGUCAAAUGGAAGGCUUACCAAAUGAUUGCUCAAGGAUCAUGAAUUGGCACCUCCAUUUAGAAGGUGGAGAUCUUGUUUAUCCUGAAGGAUGGCAACUCUCAGGCAACCUUGAUGCCAUUAUUCGCUUAACAGAGAACAUGCAUCUUUUGCAAGGAAAGCACUUUACAUAGGACAAGUUCAAGUCCUAUAACACUUCAGAUAGCAUAGCAGCUGCUCAAGGUUGGGCGAGCACGAUUGAGAUUGCAUUGUAUGUUCCAUUCAAAAAUUCUUUCAAGAUUACAGACCAUCAUUACUGUUAUACUGUUUCGUUUGGGGAUGCUUGGAAGGUAUAUCUAUCCCCAUCUAUGUACAGACUCUUUCAUACGAGGGCUCAGCAUUUUGGGAUAUACUGGUUUUCAUUUUUCUUUUCACCCCCUUUUUCUUCUUGUAAGAAGCUUUUAUUCAGCUCCAACAUUUGUGUUCGAUAAAUAUCUGUGCUCUCAACUUGUUUCUCUAUAGCUUGCUGAUCAGUAGUUCCUCUUGCUAGUUAAGGAUAUCUGUAGAAGUUGGCCUUCAGAAUGAUGCAGCCAGUAUGAAAUUGGAGAGUUUGACUUCAUUGAUCUCAAAUUAUCUAGUUAAGAAUCCCCUCAGAGGAAUCAUUGGACAUUCAAACUAUACCGUGCAAGUGUAUGGGAGUUGAAAAUUUAUAGGCUUCAUGACUUAUUGCUAUGUUAUAUAUCACGUUCUUAUGGAAGAACGUGCAUCGUCUUUCUUGAGUGAUUAGUGCAUUAUUAUACAUGUAAUAAGUCUUACAUUUGAAUUCAUGUUUAAAUAUCUUUUCUUGUAGGCUGUUUAAUAUAAUAUUGUUUUUCUUAUCAUUUUUUCUUUAAUGGGCAUCAGCAACAUUAAGGUAAGAGUAUAGAAGCAGACAUCGUGUUUGUUCACUGCAUAUCUUGCAACAUGUAGGCUAUGCUAUAAAUCUUCCUCUGAAAUUAAAAA